This is a messenger RNA of Ceutorhynchus assimilis (cabbage seed weevil), 2094 nucleotides long. NCBI's taxonomy places the organism in Eukaryota, Metazoa, Arthropoda, Insecta, Coleoptera, Curculionidae. The record is from the annotation of a GenBank genome assembly.
UAGUGGAUUGCUAAGAUGGAUUCAAACGAUUCGAUUCAAACAAAUGAAACUAAAAUCUAAUUAUUUUGUAUCAAAAAAUUUAUACGUCAUAAUACGGAAUUCAAUUAUUAAAUUAUUAAAAUGAACAACCCCGAAGAAGCAAUCUUAGUCAAAACCACAGACACGAAAUUUUUAAAAGAAAAAGUAACCGGCUACGAAUGGUCCGAAGGCCUAGAUUAUGAUAAACUCCUGAAAAGUUACUUGCACACAGGAUUCCAAGCUACAAAUUUCGGGCUGGCUGUGGACGAAAUUAAUAAAAUGCUAGAGUGCCGCAAACUGCAUAUUCCUGAAGAUAAGUACAUAGAUAGAGAUGAUCAGUUUACAGUAGUCAGGAACAGCUGUACAAUCUUUCUGGGGUAUACUUCCAAUUUGGUUUCUAGCGGAUUGAGGGAGACUAUUAGAUUUUUAGUGCAGAAUAAGAUGGUAGACUGCAUUGUAACAACAGCAGGAGGAAUAGAAGAAGACUUUAUAAAAUGCCUCAGCCCCACUUUUCUAGGAGAUUUCAAUUUAGAUGGAAAACUAUUAAGAGAAAAAGGCAUUAAUCGUAUAGGCAAUCUUCUAGUACCAAACGACAACUAUUGUGCGUUUGAAAACUGGAUAAUUCCAAUUUUUGAUAAAAUGCUCCAGGAGCAAAAAGAUAAGCGUCUGUUAUGGACACCCAGUAGAAUGAUUAGUCGGUUGGGAGAGGAAAUUGCUAAUGAAGAAAGUAUUUAUUAUUGGGCCAAUAGAAAUCAGAUUCCUGUGUUUUGUCCAGCUUUAACUGAUGGCAGUAUUGGAGAUAUGAUGUUUAUGCAUUCACUUAGAAAUCCAGGAUUGGUACUGGACAUAAUAGAAGAUUUAAAAAGACUCAAUUUAAUGGCAAUGAGAGCAAUAAACAGUGGCGUCAUUAUACUAGGAGGGGGUGUUAUAAAACAUCACAUCUGUAACGCUAAUUUAAUGAGAAAUGGUGCAGACUUUGCAGUCUACUUGAACACUGGCUUGGAAUAUGAUGGAAGUGACUCGGGAGCUAGACCUGAUGAAGCAGUUUCAUGGGGAAAAAUUAGAAAAGACGCAAGACCAGUUAAAAUUCACGCUGAAGCUACACUCAUGUUUCCAUUGUUAGUGGCUCAGACUUUUGCUAAGCAAGUUUAUACUUCUUGUAGUGGUGAUGUGGAGAAAAAAUAAAUAUAUAGAAAAAUCUGCUAUUUUCAUUUGGUUUCGUAAGAAGAAUUCCAAAAAGGUUUUAUAAUAAAGAAAAAUAAAUAAAUAUAUUAAUAUAUUUAAUUUGCAUAAAUAAAAAUAACAUAAAUAUAAUAUAAAGAGCGCGAUUUAAACAAAAUAUAAUGUGCGUUUUCAAACUACAAUUCUUCGUUCUGAUGCCGAUAAAUUUACAACAUAAUAAUUAGUAAACUGUCAAUUAUUUGUAAAAUCUAAUAAUCAUAUAAUAGCUAUUUACAAUAUGUAUAAUGAUCUUCAUAGUACUUAUAAUAAUAAACUGUUUCUAAACUAAACAGUCCCUAUAAGAAGCUCUGGCAAAAUUCUAUUAUUGUUGAUGAAGACUGUACUGUUAGAAGCUCGGUUAGAAGACAAAACUGAUCAAAUUAACUUAUUUUAUCAUCUCAAUAUAUAUAUAUAUAACUCAUAAAAAGGUCUAUAGAAAUAAAGUUCAAACUAUGCUUGAUGUAUAGUCAAUAAUUGAAUUUGCACAGAAAAAAAAACAAACAAAAUAAAACAAGGCAUUUUAGAAUAAUAAUAUUAUCACAAAAAUAAAGAAAAAUAUUGAAUUUUCAAUGUUAAAUUCAGUCUAACGCGAAUUGAGUACUUUAAAAUUAAAUACAUGGCAACUAAAAAGAAACUUUGCCUCUGUAAUGUAUAUUUUUUUGAAUCCUUAAAUUUAAACUGCAUGUGUUACCCAUCUAAUUCAUGUUGUGGCCAAUCGUGAUUUUCAAAUUUUUUACAAUUAUCUAUAACUAUUUCUGCCAAUUGUUUGUUAGCUAAUGGCGGAUCCUUGUGAGCAAUGAGCUCUUUCAACAGGUCCAAACCGCCUUCUUUUUCUACUAGAUGACAGUAUUUUUC